Molecule: messenger RNA, 222 nt
Organism: Enterospora canceri
Lineage: Eukaryota; Fungi; Microsporidia; Enterocytozoonidae
Source: the annotation of a GenBank genome assembly
AUGAAUGGUAGCACCUUCUUGUGCAAUCCAGCCAUUCUUGUUAUCAGUUUGCUAUCAUUCUUGUACUCAUUAGUGGCUGUUUUACUACCACUCAUUCUUAUUCGAUACAUUCUACCAAACUCCUUAUCAUCACCAAGGUAUCCAGGCAUGAUCAGAUUGAAUAGGCUGAAUAAGUCAUCAACUGAGUUAUGGACAGGAGUUCCAGUCAGAAUCAGCCUAUGA